AUGGUUCAAUCUUGUGUUGUGAAUGGCUGUAAAAGUGAAUCAUACCCUGGUUGUGGAAAAUCUUUCCACAGAUUUCCCAACGAUGAAGAAACCAGAAACAAAUGGAUUCAAGCAUUGCAUAUUACUAAAAAAAUAUCAAAAUAUAGUGUCGUUUGCAGUCUCCAUUUCAAAAAGGAAGACUUUUUGCCCUCACUUUACAAAAAAUUAAAAUCAAAAGUGGUUCCUUCAAUUUUUUCUAUGGUUGGAAUGUCAUCAGUCACUAGCAUGAAGUCAGUCCAAUCGAUUCAGUCCAGUUCAUUCAACAUUGCCAUCAGUUCUGAUGGGUCCUUGUGUAUACUGCCAUCAUCAGGCGUCCCUAUUAUACCACAACAGCCUAAUCACCUGGAAACUUGCUUAAACAUGUCACAGAUUAGUAAUUCUGGUGAUAACGGACCCAUAUCUAGCACAGAAAAAAGGACUAUGGUACUGCUUAAACCAAAUAGUAAAGUGCCAAGACUUCUCGAAGAUGAUCCUCUUAGAAGCACAACUGGUGGUGAUGUCAUAUUAAUCGGUGAUGAAGAGCCCGAAGCUCAUGAGCAAGUUGUCAAGUACCCAAUCAGAAUAGAAUCCAAAAUUGAUUGGGAGGACAAAAUACCUAUGGACAUUAUAUCUUUUGUGGACAGUAAAUCUUCGAUUGUCACCCCUAAAGUUAAGGGGCAAAAGAUUGGCUUGAACAAGAACAUUCUGUUGAACUGA
Parnassius mnemosyne (clouded apollo) is the source of this 735-nucleotide messenger RNA. Lineage: Eukaryota; Metazoa; Arthropoda; Insecta; Lepidoptera; Papilionidae. The record is from the annotation of a GenBank genome assembly.